Molecule: messenger RNA, 2638 nt
Organism: Ceratitis capitata (Mediterranean fruit fly)
Lineage: Eukaryota; Metazoa; Arthropoda; Insecta; Diptera; Tephritidae
Exons: 8
Coding region: 51-2525 (824 amino acids)
Source: RefSeq, a predicted model, not a curated record
UACGAUGUCAAAUUAAUUUAGCGUAUAAAGCAGACGUGAAAACUUGAGCUAUGUGCUCCAGAGAAUUUGAAAAAGAAUCAUAUAAAGAAAAGUGUGAAGAACAAUCUCAUUUUACUCAUAAUGAGCAUGAGACAACCACUGAAGCCAUUACGGAUGAAAUCGCGGAAGAAAAAAUUAAUAUGAAUAAAUUUUUAGAUUUCAUGAAAGUUUCUUGCCACGUUAAUGAUGUUAUAUCAAAGCAAACUAAUCAGCAAAAAACGAAAUUAAAGGGCAGGUUGGAAGAUUUUCAAACAGAUGCUCCAAAGGACGAGUUGAACUUUGAAAAAUUGGUGGACAAGGAAUUAUUCCAUGACAUUUUAGCACAGAGUUUUCAAAACAAAGUGAUUCCCCCAAAGACUGGUGAGAUUAAUGGUCCAACCCCAAGCGGAACAAAAAACGAUGUUAGUUCUUCAGAAAGACGUUCUACAGCUGGAUUGACUAUUGGUUCCUUUUCCCGACGGAAAGUCAAUAAAGCGAAUUCCGAAGAGCAGCACGAAUCUGUGCAAUCAAAAUUAUAUAAAAAAUUAGACUACGUUAUUAAUGAGGGAAUGGUUGACUCAGUACUAUCUUUCAUUUGCCCAAUACCAGUACCAACAUCUUUUCCAAAUCAUUUAAAACCGAAACAUAAAAAGGAGCCAAUAAAUACCAAACAGACACCUGUAGAAAACACGGAUUCCAUCAUAAUAAACGGUAAUACAAAAGCUAAUGAAACUGAAGGUGUGUCAGAUGUGAAUAUGCCCACUUGCGACUCUGCCUCGAACGAUAUGAAGUUCAUGAAGAAGUUAACGAAUAUAAGGGAUAAAAGAGAGCCGGAAAUCAUUAUUCAUGUAUGUGAUGAAGUGAAAAAUACAACAAGGGAUUUUACCUGCUCGCAAAGAUUAUUAGUAAGCAAGAUGGGUUACUUUGCCGAAGUAACAGGAGGUCAAAAGCUUGAUGAGAUGGACAUUUCGGUGCAUUGUGAUAUACAAAUAUUCGAUUGGUUAGUAAAGUGGAUGAAAUUAACAGAUUUUUUGGAAUCGUCUGGUUCCAGAAAAACAGCGAUUGAAGGCGCAGAAGACAUGCCGCAAUUGGAUGCUAACAAUGUUAUCCCCAUUCUUGUUUCUGCUGGAUUUUUGCAAAUGGAACCAUUAAUGAUAGAUUGCUUAUCAUUUUGUCACGCUCGGUUAUGUGAUGUGGUGCGUUGCUCGUUAAAUCUCUCAUGUUUGAAUGACUCAAUAAUUACACGCCUAGCGGCUAUGUUCACUAAUUUAGAAUUGGAAAUGGUGCGUGACAAAAAAGAACGUUUAGUGCCACGAUUAUGGAUUAAACUAAUUCAAAGUCUUUGUGAACCAGAACCGGAAGCGUUACGAGGCCAUUCCUACAGUCUGGCAGGAUUGUUUCGUUGUUCAAGAUGUGGAGAAUAUCUUACAAAUACAAUUAAAUCCUUCAUAGCUUGCCAACCGAAUAACACCCGUUUAACACGCUGGGGUCAACUGAGUAGCCAUCAUAUACGUGAUAGUUUGUGGAAUAUGAACAAUUUUAUUUCUCAGAUUUUUAAGGAACGUAGGUCAUGGCGCCGUGUUUAUUGGAAACUGUGGAGCCAUUGCCAUUUUCUAUAUUGUUGUAUUUGCGAGACGCAUUUCCCCGUUUACAAAAUGGCGUGGUGUCGUUUUCAUCCAUUAAGUCCAAAUUAUUUGGAAUCAGCUGCGGACGACUUUAUACCUGGUCCUAUAGGUCGUUAUCCAUGCUGUGGCAAGAAAGCAUUUAGGUUUGAAACAUUUCCCGAAUCGAAUGGCUGUCAUUUUCGUGAACAUAGCGUCCUUGCUGUAACUGACCGGGAGCGCCAGAUAUUGCAAAUAAUGCAAGUUGUAUCUGAUGAUUGUGUCAUCUGUGAUCCCCCGGACGAAAGCAUUCUAACAGCGGACAUUACACCAUUUUGGACAGGUGUUUCACUUACACCGCAACAAUGCAGACAAGGAUUAUUACCAGCACUUAACGCAGGAGAACACACUACUAAAGUAACUCGUCAAUUGGGACAAGACGGGAUUUCGUUUAUUGAUGAUUUCUGUAGUGACAGCAGCGGCAGCGAUUCAACUGAUAAUAUAGAUCGGCAAGGUCGAAAAAAUAAUAAAUUUUUUUCAGAGAUCGAUUUCAGUAGUGACGGCUGCGAAUCUGAAAAAGCAGGCUUAGAAGCUUUACAUACAAAGAAAUUGAAAAAGAAGCCCAGUGUCAACUCUGGUCGAAAUUGGUAUGGAGACCUGUCUGCACGAAGUAAUCAGGAUCAUCAGCGAGAAUAUGAAGAAAAAGCUUUAAAACAGAUUACAUUACAAAUGAAUAAAAAUUAUGGUUUGGAGAAAGGUAUCCUUCCAGCCGGACCAAUAGGCGGCUUUUAUGUACGCUUAGAGGCUGAAUGGAAAGACCAAUUAAAACAUCGAACUUCUUCGAAUCCUACGAGCACUCCCUCAACUUCAAUUGUCGGAAAGCAUAAGAAUAAAUAUCAGAGCUAAGAUUAUUUUAUAAUAUAAUAUGUUAAGAGACCUACAGCUAAAUAUCGGUUAUACAUACAUAUGUGCCGUCACAGUUUUCUUAAAAAUUAAAACUAAAUCUUAAUAAAUUAUUA